UGAAAUGAAUAUUUUCAUGUUACUGUCCAUGCAUUAUGUUUUCUAACCAUUAAUACCGGUCACCGACUAGUUGAGAAUUUGAUAUAUACGUCAGAAUAAUCAUCCAUGUAUCAACUUAUAAGACAUCCUCUACAGAUAAGAACAAUGUAUAGUUUCCUAGUUGAGACUUUAAAAACAUAUUUUAAAAAAAUAAAAUUAAAAGUUCCAAACGAUGUUUAUUACGUGAUGAACUGUAUAUCUAUAUGUGAUUAUUAACGCAGUAUAUACUCUAAUGAUUAAUGAAAUUUUACCCAGCUUGGAAGUAUUAAAAGAAGAAAAAGUAAUGUUACGGUUUCGAUUAUGCAUUGGGAAACACUAAACUAGUGCUCGAUGUCAAGUUUUACGGACGAAGUGUGAUCUAAGGAUUUAGCUUGUAAAACUACCCUAACAAAAUAUUAACUGCAGUAUGCACAUGUUAUCUUUACUAAUUUGUCAUCAAAUCUUUAGGUAAACGCAUUGAUAAUUAGCUCGCAUGUAACAGUUUAAGAGUGAAUUUCUAUAAAAACAUAUAAAUUGUCGUCUAAUGCCAUAAAUGAUUACUUCUAGGUGAACAUUCUUGGAAACAAUCACAUGUGCUUCUUGAACUUUUACUUGAAAUAAACCUCUGACUUGUAUUGACUUUCUUGUUUAAUUACAUUUAGUUACGUUCGAUCUAUGAGUAAACAAUGUAAUUAGAUAUCAAUUUGUUAACUCGACAAAAACCCAACAAAAGUGUGAAAACAUUUAUGGUGUACGUAACGUAGUAAAAUAUAAAUAUAUGGGUUCCCUGCGAGUAAUGGCUUACGUACCUUGAGAACAAUUAUUUAUAAAGUUAAACAAAUGUAAACUACUUGCAAUAAAUGAAGCCACAUGGAUAUAGUGGUCGCAAAAUUAAAUUUCUAUAUAACUAUGAUAUAUAUACACACAAUAUGGACAGAUUUGAAAUUUCUUUGGUUGGUGAAAAAAAAUUUAAUUGUAAAUAAAUCAUUUUUGUAUAUUUCAUUUGAUGUAAUCUUGUGUGUUUUGUGUCAAAUAAAAAAUCUGGUGUGUUUUCUCUCUUUGAGUAUUUACGUGUCAGGGUGAAGUUGCACUAUGCAUUAUCUUUUUGAAGAAAAAUACAUAAAUUUUCUUACAAUCGAUCAAACACAUUUAAUCAUGUGAUUUUCUUACCAACUUGUACAUCAGAUGCGUUCACUUUGUGAAGAUUACUUAAUUACGAGUGUAUGCAUGCGUCGGUGUGUAUGUGGUAGAACAAGAAUACGGGGACCCGCAAUCAGUUGAAGCCUAACUGCAUCAACGCACGGCCCUGUUAAAUGUUAUACCGUAUUAUACGGACACUCUAGUAAUCUCAUUUUAAAUCCGUAAAGAAACAAACAAAAUCUUACGUACAUGAUACAUUGAUACUAGUAUUUAGUUAGCGAGUGAUAGCUUAGAUCACUUUUUUACAUAAAAGUAUUCCAAUAUGAUCAAAUGAAUUGGAUCGAAUCGGAACGUAGGAUUUAGUUCAGAGUGAUUCUCAAUUGGCCACUCGCAAAUUGACCAAGGAAAAUGCAUGAGCUUACCCAUGUGCGGACCACGUGCGUUUGCUUUUCUCUUGGCUUAUAUCAAAAAUUGCCUUAUUGAAUUUUUUUAAUAUAUAAGAUUUGCUACCUUUUUAAAAAAAUCAUUCUAAAUACUUAAAACUCCUAUAAAAGCUGUUCACUAAUUUGUAUAAAAUUAUGAAAUAUGUAUAUAUGAUUAUUAAGUCAUACACAGUGCCGAAUGUUAAGAAAGUACUAAAGCGGGGAAUUUUCAAAUUUUAAAUGUUAUAAAACAGUUCAAUAAUAAUCUUAAAAAAAAAACUAUUUUCCUGAAUGUGGAAAUUUUUAAACAAAAACCAAAUUCGGUGGAAUAUAAUAUACAUAUUUUUAUUAGAUCCACGAGGCAAGAAAUGCGGAAUUACAAAUUCGUUGUUUUCUCAUUAAUAAAAAUACUUUAUAAAAUGAUUUUUUUUAAAAAAAAUAUAAUAAGAUAUAGCCGCAAAACUCCUUUGAAGCAUCAUCUCUCCCUCCAUAAGUAGCCUCCCUACCUCCCUCCUCCUUCACACACUUUUCUCUUUCUCUCAAAACUUUUUUCCGUACCGAAGAAAAAUAUGGCGGCGAAAAUAAUGACACUAAUGGUGGUUGCUGCUCUGGUGGCGACCACAGUGAACGCCAGAAUCCCCGGCGUAUACACUGGAGGUCCCUGGGUCAACGCUCACGCCACCUUCUACGGCGAAGCUGAUGCUUCCGGCACUAUGGGUGGUGCGUGUGGGUACGGGAACUUGUAUAGCCAAGGUUACGGUGUGAACACUGCGGCUUUAAGCACUGCCUUAUUCAACAAUGGUUUGAGUUGUGGCGCUUGCUUUGAGCUCAAAUGUGUAAAUGAUCCAGGCUGGUGUCUUCCCGGAAACCCAUCAAUUCUUAUCACGGCUACUAAUUUCUGUCCACCUAACUUUGCUCAAGCUAGCGACAAUGGUGGUUGGUGUAACCCACCUCGUGAACACUUUGACCUUGCCAUGCCUAUGUUUCUAACCAUCGCUAAGUAUAGGGCCGGUAUUGUCCCCGUUUCUUACCGCAGGGUCCCAUGUAGGAAGAAGGGAGGUAUAAGAUUCACGAUCAAUGGAUCCAAGUACUUCAACUUAGUGUUGGUCACUAACGUAGCCGGAGCCGGAAACGUCCAGAUGGUCAGUGUGAAAGGUAGCAACACAGCUUGGUUAGGUCUUAGCAGGAAUUGGGGACAAAACUGGCAAUCCAACGCAAUUCUUGUCGGCCAAUCUCUUUCUUUCAGAGUCAAAACCUCCGAUGGCCGAAGCUCCACCUCCAACAACAUAGUUCCCAGUAACUGGCAAUUUGGUCAGACUUUCUCCGGCAAGAAUUUUCGCGUCUGAAGAUUAACAAAAAUCUUCGGAAGACAUAUUUGAAUCUUUAUUUCUCUCUUUCUUAUAUAAUAUAUAUAUUUACGUGUCUUUAAUAUUAGUUACGGUUUGGAAUUGGGGUUUUACCAUUUUUCCCUUAUUUUCUCAGGGAAAGUAUUGGGAUUGCUUGGUUUGGAAGUUAGGGUUUUAUUUUAAAACAUUUAGGCUUUGUUUUUGGUGUGUUGUGUCUUGUUUGGUUAUGUAGUGAAGGCUGAAGCGGCUUCAAAGAGAAAGGGUUGGGAUAAAGAUAAAUGUAGCCCGCAGCUCUCCUUUAUGCUCUGAUUGUAUUAAGUAUAUAUAAAUAUAUGAUAUUAAGAAACUUAUAUAAAUAAAUAAACGAUUGGCUAUUUGCUUAUCUUCAA
Molecule: messenger RNA, 3315 nt
Organism: Brassica rapa (field mustard)
Lineage: Eukaryota; Viridiplantae; Streptophyta; Magnoliopsida; Brassicales; Brassicaceae
Product: expansin-A9
Biological process (GO): plant-type cell wall organization
Cellular component (GO): extracellular region
Source: RefSeq, a predicted model, not a curated record